This is a messenger RNA of Mytilus trossulus (common blue mussel), 2152 nucleotides long. Its product is annotated as riboflavin kinase-like. The record is from RefSeq and is a predicted model, not a curated record. NCBI's taxonomy places the organism in Eukaryota, Metazoa, Mollusca, Bivalvia, Mytilida, Mytilidae. Gene Ontology annotation, cellular component: mitochondrion. The coding region runs from base 62 to 523 and encodes 153 amino acids. Gene Ontology annotation, biological process: FMN biosynthetic process; riboflavin biosynthetic process. The transcript has 4 exons. Gene Ontology annotation, molecular function: riboflavin kinase activity.
CUUACCGGAAGUUCAUUAACGAGAACAUAUGACGAUUCUUACAUUUUAAGGUUAUAUAAAAAUGGAGCAAAUUCUACCACAUUUUGCAGAAGGAAAAGUUGUGAAAGGAUUUGGACGGGGCAGCAAAGAACUAGGAAUACCCACUGCUAAUUUCCCAGAAAAAGUAGUAGAAAACUUACCCAAAGAUCUUCCCGGUGGUGUGUACUACGGCUGGGCCAAUGUUGAUAAUGGUGAAGUAUUGAAAAUGGUCCUAAGUAUUGGAUGGAACCCAUACUAUCAUAAUACAAAGAAAUCUAUGGAAACACAUGUUAUUCACACAUUUAAAGAAGAUUUUUAUGGAUCCACAUUAAAAGUAAUUAUGUUAGGAUAUAUACGACCAAUGAGAGACUUCUCCUCUUUAGAUGAACUUAUAGAUGCCAUAAAUGACGAUAUACAACAGGCUAAAGACAAGUUAGAUUUACCAGAGAAUACAUCGUACAAACAAAAUAACUUUUUAUUUGAUGAAAUCAAGGAGGAUGUUUGAUGUUAAAUUAUCUUAGAUUUUUUAUUUUUUUUAUUUAUUUACAGACUGACUGUUUUAAGUGAGACUGGUUUAAUGUUUGUUGAUGGUCAUUUAUUUGGCAAUGUCACAAUUAGAAAUAUUUUGGUUUGCCCAAACCCUACCCAAAGGUUGAGACAGUGGGUAGGUAGGUAGGCCUUUUUUUAAAAAGAAAUUGAGGUAUCAGAUGUUAAUUAGUCUUCAUGCCUAUCUGAGUAAAAAAAACCUUCUUCAAAUCAGGACAAUAAAAGAAUUUGAGUAGGCAGCUUUUUUCUGGGUAAGUAGGGUUUGGGCAAACAAACCUAUUCUUUUUUAUGGCCUAAUGUGGUAUGAAUAUUUGAGCUGCAUGAGAUAGAGAUUGGCUUUCAUGCAAGUGCAUGAAUAUGUACAUGUAUAAACCUUUGGACAAUUUUAGAACAUUCAAAUACAAACUAAAAGAUUAACUUUGGUCUGUGAUGUAGGGUUCUUAUACUAAAUAAUUUUGUCACCUUGAUACAGCUAUGUGUACUGAUGCUGCAUAAAGCAAUAAUCACAAAUCAAAUCAAUUUUAAAACGCUACAGACGUUCCAUAGAGAUUUUUCAACCUAAUAUUAGUCAACAUAUAUAAUAUAUUGGAAUACAUUUGCAUUGAGUUGAUCUCUAUCCCACACAGCUCAUAUAUAAUGAAAUAAUUCCUGGUGAAGUUUUAUAUAAAUCCUUCAGAUGUUCAACCAAUUGGCCGUUUCAGAAUCUAAAGCAUCAUGGGUAAUUUCAUUGUUCGUACCUCAAAGUGAAAUUAACGUCACUUCAUUGGUUAUAUUUCCAUUGUUUAUGACAUGUUUAACCAAUCACAACGUUUUGGUGUACAUUUUUGAAAAUAUUACCCAGGGUGCAUUAGAUUCUGAAAAGGCGAAUUAUUUUGUUGUGAAAUGUCAAAUAUUUAUGUGUUCUUAUGCAUUAACUUAUGUUUUAUUUUUUAUGUCACAUAUAUUUCGAACAACAAAAUAAUGUCUUGUUUGAGUUAACAGCUGUUGUGUUUAAAUUUUUCCAAUGCAUUUUUUUUCCUAUACAUGUAUCUUUUUGUGUUGAAUAUUAUACAGAUGUCAAAAAAGAGUAAAAGACAUAUGAUAUUUUGCUGUACCACUGCCUAUUUUCUUUAUAAUAUCUCAAAGUUUGCUUUCAUAGGUAUUUAAAAAAUUUGAAGUUUGUUUCUUUUAUCAGACAAUCUGUCUCUUAAAUUUGAACUUUUACUAUUUCAGAAUUGUAAUGGAAUUCUUUUUAAAAAAAAUACCACCGUUUUUAUUUUAGUCCUGACUUGCAUUUUCAGAUUUGUUUUUCAAGAGUUAUUGGACUUUGAUUGUUUAACAUUGUUCAACAUACUUGGUUUCAUGAUGGCAAUAAUUGUUUCAAAUUAGAAUGAUUUAGAUUUCAUACCACAUGUUCUUGUGAGACUUUAAUUAUCAAAUUAAGCUAAGUUAAUUUUUUUUUCAAUCCUUUUAUUAAUUCAUGUUAACAGAAGAUGCUUUUUGUAUUUUUUUUAAUACUUUUUGAUUAUUAACUUUAUUUAGUCAUGGGAUUUUAUAUCAUUAAAUGGUAAAAAUGGGGAUAUUCUGUCAUAUUUCUGGAACAUUGUAU